Messenger RNA from Colletotrichum spaethianum, 783 nucleotides. RefSeq lists its product as uncharacterized. The coding region runs from base 1 to 783 and encodes 260 amino acids. The transcript has 3 exons. NCBI's taxonomy places the organism in Eukaryota, Fungi, Ascomycota, Sordariomycetes, Glomerellales, Glomerellaceae. The record is from RefSeq and is a predicted model, not a curated record.
AUGUCUGCUUACGACCGUGAUGUCGUUGUCAACUGCCUCAAGAGGCACUACGAGCUCUUGGUGCGCAUGGGGUACAUGGAGUCCUCGGCCGUCGAGCUGCCUCCCGCCUGCGGCUGGAGCGACGCGGACCUCCGCGUCGACGCUCUCCGGGCCAUGGGCCGGUCUGAGACGGUGAUUGACCUGUUGCGACACAUCCCCUACGUCCACGAGAACGAGGACGCGGACCCUGUCGAGAUUUACACCGAGACUUUCCCGCUCAGGUACCUGCGCAGCGGGCGGUGGUUCGGCGGCAACCCUGAGCAAGAUUUCGCGACCACACCACUUCUGGAUCUUGGAUUCGCGCCAUUUGACGGGCCUGUGCCGCCGGAUAUGGUGUCGUUGACACAUGCCGAUGAGGGAAUUUGGUGGUUAAUCGACACCAAGGAGGGAUGCAUCUAUCCUUACGGCACCGAGUUCGAAAAGAACGAAGAUGAAGUUCCCCAGGACCAGCAAUGGCUCGCAGUCGACCCGGUGCCCAUCCAGGCCUAUUUCGAUAGCAUCUACUCCCAGGUCGGCAACUUGGAGGUGGUCCCGGCGCCCCGCUCGGGCAAAUGGGAGGCCAGAGUCGUGGAAGAAUACACCGAAGAAGGCCAGGAGGUCAAGCGCCUGUACGCAGAGUUUGGAUGGCCGGAUGCGUUCCGCAGGGAGGAGUUCAGGCAGGCCGUUGAGAGGACCCGUGCGGCAGCCAUUGAAGCCGGACUGGGAAACGAUGACGACGACGAGGACGAUGAAAUGACUGGUUAG